Molecule: messenger RNA, 430 nt
Organism: Protobothrops mucrosquamatus (brown spotted pit viper)
Lineage: Eukaryota; Metazoa; Chordata; Lepidosauria; Squamata; Viperidae
Product: extracellular matrix protein FRAS1-like
Exons: 3
Molecular function (GO): protein binding
Source: RefSeq, a predicted model, not a curated record
GAGGAGAACAAAGUCCGCCGCCCUGGGAAAUGUUGUGAAGAGUGUGUCCUUUCCAAGGGCAGCUGUGUGCACAACGGCACCCUCAAAUACCACAAUGACCUGUGGAAUGGUACGGACUGCAGCUUCUGUAGCUGUGAUGGAGGCCAGGUGGCUUGUCGGAAGGCAAAGUGUGCCAAAGUGGACUGUGCAAAGGGUGAAGAAUUAUUUCAUUUACAAGGCAAGUGCUGCCCUGAAUGCAUCUCGAGAGGGGGUUCCUGUGUUUACAAGGAAUAUACCAAAGAUGUAAGCCACUGCCAUCCUGAUUGUUUGACCUGCAACCAGGCAUUUGAUGGCUGUGAUGCCUGCCGAGAUUCCACCAAGUUUCUACUGAAGGGGCGUUGCGUUGACAGCUGUGGGGCUGGCUUCUAUCCAGAUGCUGGCCUUUGCGUAG